Messenger RNA from Alternaria burnsii, 954 nucleotides. RefSeq lists its product as uncharacterized. Lineage: Eukaryota; Fungi; Ascomycota; Dothideomycetes; Pleosporales; Pleosporaceae. Bases 1 to 954 code for a protein of 317 amino acids. The record is from RefSeq and is a predicted model, not a curated record. The transcript has a single exon.
AUGAACCGGCUCGAUACCCUCCCACCAGAGGUUCUCUUCAACAUUCUCUCGUACACCGAGCCCAUCUGUAACCUCAACCUCACGUCUUACCCACUCAAUGCACUCGCCGCUACCAACAAACAACUCAAUGCCGUGGUCGAAGAAUACGCGCGCAACCUCCUCAAACGCCAUGCCGACAUUGUACCACCGCGCAAUGCAAGAGUCUUCACAUGCCGCCGCAAAUGGCUAGCCGAAAUAUGUUACUUCUGCAAGAAACCCAGUAAAAGGAAAGCCUGUCUUUACAAGACACUCGUAUGCUGUUUCAAAUGCGACAAAGCCGAGUUUCCAAAGAUGGUACAUUUCCAAUUCCCCUCUUCAACCUGUCCAGUAGACGACAAUGCUAACAAUACAUCCUCACAGACAAUGACUCAAGCAAUCCAAGAAACCCACCUCUCGAAACUCGACCUCUUCACGCCCUCCCCACUUCAUCCUACCCUUCCACCUCUACCAACUGGUCUCUACCACUGCAUGGGCGGCACUGCAACCAUGCUCUCCACCCCGCACGUCCAAGCCCGCAAGACCUACAUCCACACGCUCCUCGGCUCCAAAGCCACUGACGAGUCAUAUUUGCGCCCGCGCCCCUCGGCCCACGAGCGCAUAAUCAAGCACCUAAACAUUGAGUACUUUGAAGGGCGUGGGUGGUGGCAAGCGCCGGACAUGGAAGACGAGGACUCUUGCGAAGAGGAUACUGGAGAAGGAGAGGGAAAGAAGAAGGCUAAAGGGCCGUAUAGUAUGAGGAGUGCGGAGAGUAGGAGGGCGUAUGCUGAGAAGGGGCUGAAGAAGGAGUGGUUGGCGUUGGGUAUGGAAGAGCAUGAGAAUUUUAUGGGUGGUGUGAAGAGGAGGAGGGGGAGGGUGGGGAUAGGAUGGAAGAACAAGGGAGGUGAUUCUAGGGAGAGUGCGAUUGCGAUUGAUUAA